AUGUCGUCUGGAACAGCAAUCAAGUCAGGGGAAAAGACCCUAACAAUGCUAGGAUGCGGAAACCUGUGUCUCGCAGUCCUAACAGGAAUUCUCAGCUCCAUCUCGGAGCCCUCAGACUCAGAAGAGAAACUCUCCUUCCAAACACCCACCAAAUUCAUCGCCUGUAUCAGAUCAGAGCAGACCGCAGCACGUAUCCGCAAUGCCGUUGAACCCUACCCCAAAUUCCCAGUCAAGAUCCUGCAAAACGAGAAUGUGACGGGUGUCAAAGAAGCCGAUAUUAUCAUUCUCGGUUGCAAACCCUACAUGCUCAAGGACGUGCUCGAUGUCCCCGGUAUGCGAGACGCAUUAAAGGGCAAGUUAUUGAUCAGUGUUUUAGCUGGUGUUUCUUCUCAACAGAUUGAGGAUACUUUGUAUCUGGAAGGCUCCGAGCCCGCUUCAGAAAGAUGUACCGUUGUGCGCGCGAUGCCUAAUACUGCGGCUAUGGUGCGAGAAGCUAUGACGACAAUCAGCAUCCCCAGUCCUGCUCUCCCCAAGGAAUGGGAUGAUCUGAUCUCAUGGAUCUUCACUCGCAUCGGCAAGAUUGUGCGUCUCCCACCAUCUCAGAUGGAUGUAUGCACUGCCUUGGCGGGUUCGGGACCGGCUUUCGCAGCCCUGAUGAUUGAAGGGUUGGCUGAUGGGGCUGUUGCGAUGGGUCUGCCACGCGCGGAAGCGCAGCUUAUGGCUUGUCAGGUUUUGAAGGGGACGGUUAGUAUGAUUGAGAGUGGGGAGCAUCCGUCUAUUGUGAAAGAGAAGAUUUCGUCGCCGGGUGGAUGUACGAUUGGUGGAUUGCUUGUGUUGGAGGAUGCUGGUGUGAGGGGGUCUGUGGCCCGGGCUGUGAGAGAGGCGACCUGCGUCGCGAGUGAGCUUGGUCAGGGUACUAAGCUGGUUAAUGGGACUAGACGAUGA
This is a messenger RNA of Talaromyces marneffei, 945 nucleotides long. RefSeq lists its product as uncharacterized. The record is from RefSeq and is a predicted model, not a curated record. Gene Ontology annotation, molecular function: pyrroline-5-carboxylate reductase activity. Bases 1 to 945 code for a protein of 314 amino acids. Gene Ontology annotation, biological process: L-proline biosynthetic process. NCBI's taxonomy places the organism in Eukaryota, Fungi, Ascomycota, Eurotiomycetes, Eurotiales, Trichocomaceae. The transcript has 2 exons.